GGAACUUACCUGAAACGUUUGCUUAUUCACCCAGAAGUCUCCAUUUCCACAAGUGGUAAGCACAAUUGAAGGAAGCCAUAUCCUAUUAAAAACAGUACCCGUGAACGAACAAAUAGAAUACUUCAAUUGCAAGCAGGAUUAUUCUAUUGUGGUCCAAGCUGUUGCCAAUGCGUCCUUUAAAUUUCUUGAUGUAAGUACAGGCUUUCCUGGCAGCAUACAUUAUGCCCACGUUCUCCAAUUGAGCAAACUGCAUAGAGGUCAGUCGAGGUAACUGGCUAAAUGGGCCUUCUAAACAAAUUGGGGCCUGUGAAGUGGGACCUUUGCUUGUUGGGGACUCAGCUUAUCCCUUAUCAAAGUGGUUAAUGAACCCUUUCAAGCAAACUCAUACAUUAACUGAUGUCUCUACAAAGCAAUGGAGAAAAAGACAAGUAGCCUCCCCCUCACAAUCUUGGCUUGUUGUGUCCUUCACAACAUCUGUAUUAUUGUUGGAGACCCAAGCACUAUAGACCCAGUUGAGGACGACCAUGAGGAUGAAGAUUCUUUUAAUGGGGGUAUGCAGCUUGGUGCUUCAGACAUUAGAGAUAAUAUAAUACAAUAUCUAUCAUAGCCCAAAACAAAAAUGGAAGUACUUUUUUAUUGUUACUUUCAAAAGUACACCUUCUUGCUAGGAAUCUCUAAGGCUAAAAAUUUGUUGCGUUUUCCACUUCUUUGUAAAUAUGUAUUUGUCAAAAACUGUUACUGUUACCUUUCCAAUGUAAAAAUAGACUAUUUUUUGCUGGUACAUUUACCCGAUUAAUUGUUUUCUCUUUCGUGUCAAUCUCUUGUAUUGUGAAAGAAACCGUUUUGCCCUAAAAUUAAUUAACAAAUUUAUUUGCUUUGCUAUUAUUCAAUUAUUUGAAAUCCGUGCUUAUAAAUUAGGGCUACUCUUCCCAUCAUUUUCUGAAGAAUCAAAGGAGACUCUGCUUGCUGGGAAAUAAACUCAUUUAAUUUAAAAUAUAAUUCCUUUCAUGAAAAUAUCCUUAUAUAAAGCAACGUCCAGAUUGUCACUUCCUUUUAGUGAUGUUUAUAAUAAUCACAGUCAAUGAACAGAAACGAAUGAAAUGCAGGAGGAAAAUGAAUAAAAGACUAUAACUAUUUAUUCUUUUCCUUUGGUGACAUCCUUUGGAAUAUUUCCUAA
This is a messenger RNA of Pocillopora meandrina, 1177 nucleotides long. Lineage: Eukaryota; Metazoa; Cnidaria; Anthozoa; Scleractinia; Pocilloporidae. The record is from the annotation of a GenBank genome assembly.